CCUAUUUUUUUCGGGGAGACCUGAUAUCUCUGGCGGUUUGCCGCAUGGAAGUCGCCCAGGCAAGGCAUAAUAUCAUCACUCUGAUCCGGGCUCCUUCUCUCCAGUUGCCGACCACUGCACGAGCAGACACAGCAUCACACUCACAUUUACUGGGAUCCAACGGUAUAUAACGGCAUUUAUCCGCUGACCGACUGUCAGGAGAGUCUAAAUCACGGCUUCAUUCCAGCAGUGGGGGGAGGCGUUUCUUACUCAGAUGUAGGCAAAUAACAAAAAAAAGACCUACUAGAUCGUCAACUGCGCAAAAGAUGCAGCUUUAAACAUUACGCACGGCUAAUUCUGUUGUAUUUCAGUUUCUUUUUUUAUUCCCUCAGUCCUCUGCACGGACAAACCAGGGACUAGGGGUGGCGGGGGUCUUCCACGGCGUGGAGUCCUGAAUUUACCAAGCGACCCACCGGGAGGAAUGAAACUGAGAAAAUUCGUCUCCGGGGCGGAAUAUUAAUAACCUAACAUUAAUCCAGAGGAUGUUGCAGCAGAGUUUGAGACUCUAGAGAACAUCCCAACUUUUUUUGGUUUCCGUUUAUAAUUUCUUUCUCUCUCCUCUGCUUCGCCUGUGGGACUUCUGUUUUCGUAAAAGAUUCGCUGUACUUAAUUCACUCUCAGUCAUGGACCGGUCGACGUCUUUGGAUAUAGAAGCGCUCAAGGGCUUUAAUGAACAUCAUUUUCCAGAAGCCUGAGCUCAUCAUGGCUGAAACGUCACCAGCUUGUGCCAGUCAACUGGUGGGAGAAUUGAACUGAGGUCCCAAGUUGAGAGAUGGCUGUAACCACACAUCUUCUUAGGUUUUUUACAACUUAAAAAGUUGAGAGAGAUGACCCAGGAGCAGUAUAUUCUCGCAGCGCAGCCCAACCCACUCCACCAGCGGGGGCCAUCAGUAUGUGGUGCCCAGGUUUACCCAGCAGUGGGGAUCUACGGCUGGAGGAAGAGAUGCUUGUACUUCUUCAUCCUCCUUCUCCUCGUCACCAUGAUCGUCAACCUGGCGCUCACCAUCUGGAUCCUCAAGGUCAUGAACUUCACUCCGGAUGGUAUGGGGAACCUGCGGGUGACCAAGGAGGGUGUCAGACUGGAGGGAGUGUCUGAAUUCUUAUUGCCAUUAUACGUCAAAGAGAUCCAGUCUCGUAGGGACAGUCCAUUGAUUCUUCAAUCUGACAGAAAUGUGACUGUCAAUGCUAGGAAUGAUCAGGGACAACUGAUGGGUCAGCUAACUGUGGGUUCAGAAAUGGUGGAGGCUCAAUGUCAGAGGUUUGAGGUAAUGAGUGCAGAUGGAGAGAGAGUUCUGUUCUCAGCAGAUGAAGAGGAGAUCAGCAUCGGUACUGAGAAACUCAGAGUUACAGGGAAUGAAGGCGUGGUGUUCAGCCACUCUGUAGAGACAUCACAUGUAAGGGCAGAACCCUUUCAGGACUUAAAGCUGGAGUCACCAACUCGGACCCUGACCCUGGAGGCCCCCAGGGGAGUGGAGGUCAACGCUGGAGUGGGAGACUUCACAGCGUCCUGUAGGAAAGACCUCCUCUUGCAGUCCUCAGAAGGAGAGAUCUUACUAGACGCUAACACCAUCAGGCUGGGCAACAUUCCCCACGGUAGUGCUGUGGACCCCCUGGAGGGGGCGCCGGCGGGUACCACCUACACCAAACAGACUGUGUUUGAGCUGUGUGCCUGCGCUAAUGGCAAGGUCUACCUGUCCCCAGCUGAGAAAGGCUCUACCUGCCAAACCACCAGUAACUUUUGUCUCUGGAGCUGAGAGUGGGAGAUUGUCAGACCCAUAGGACACGUGGACUAAUGGAGUUUGAAGCUAAUGCUAGCCAAAAGACUGAAUGAACGUGGAUUAUGGACUUGGUUGGAAACUAGCACGAGCUACCAGACCUAUUCCACAUGGAUUGUAGCAUGGUGAGAAGUUCAUGCCUGUUAACCAGUCAAAUAGUAUGGAAUGGAGUAUGGAGGACUUGGCAGGAAUCUGAUGCUUGCUAAAAGACCAAAUCAGCGUGGAUUGUGACAUGGUGUGAAACUAAUCCCAGCUAAAGGAUUGAAUCAACGUGGACUAGAGCUUUGUUGGAAGCUAUUGCCAGCUCCCAGACCAAAAUGCUAUGGAUGUCUCAGUAGCUAUAGUCAAGAUGACGGAUGACUUGGUGGGAAGCAAAUGCCGACAUGGUUAGCUGGGGUGUUUGCUAAGACCACUCGGCGACAAAGAUGGACAGUCUCACUCCAGGGCCCUCACUGGAUAUCUUUGCCAUUAAACUGCAACUGUGAUGGUUUUUGUGCAUCAUAAGGAUUACAUUUGGAAGUUGCCUGAGAACAACAGACUCUCUUACAAAAAAAGUGAGUUAUGUGUUCACUGCAUGACCAAAAUGCCCUGGAAAACAUUCUCUUCCUUUUGCUAGGAUAAAGAUAUAUGGUGAUGAACUGUGAACUAGCCAGCAGGGGAAACAAACAUGGACUCUGGGGUAACCUAUCAGUGAGGGCUUUGGUUUAGCCCUGCAGGUAGCACCCAGAUACAUGAGAAAAUGGUUUAAUCUAGUAGGAAGCUAAGGCUAAGCUAAGGCUAACUAAUGGACCAAUCUAUACCAGAAAGGCCUUCCCCCUCCUUGCCCUCUAGUCUUUCAACCCAGAUGAUGACAUUUGACCCUUUUUUAUUAAUCUGCACCUGAUAGUGACUAUGUUUUGUGACUCCACUUUUCAUAGGUUAACUAAUCCAGUUACAUUAAUUAACUGUGCUUCUUCCGUGCAUUCUACAGCUUUCCCAUGUUUAUUUUCUUUUUUUGCAUGUGAUUUCCUUUUCUUUUUGAUCUUUUUCUUUCAGAUUGAAUUCUAUAUAAUCUUCUUUUUUCCCCCCUUUAAUCCUUUAUCUUCCCAUAUUUUGCUGCUGCUCACAUUUAUCUUUUUUCUCAGCUUUAAUUAUUUUUGUUCUGUCUAUGCACCUUUCGCUUGGCUGAUAAAGAACACGGGCAAUGCCUUUCCACCACUAUUCUGGUUAAAAACAAAAAAGAGAAAACAUUGUUCUACCUGCUUUUUCCCAUGUUUUACUAACUAUCACAGCUGUACUAGAUGCAGGGUUUCUCAGUCUGUUCUCACAUCUUUUUGUUUUUGUCUCUUGAGAGUCUGUCUGGGCAUAUGAUGCUAUGUUGGUCAGUUACAGAGGGCAAAGGGAAUAAGGAAACAAAGAGGAAAGUGAGUUAUAAGUCAUCUGUUAAAUUAAGGCUUACAACAGACCAAACUGCUUGUGGUAGGGAGCCAAACCUCUGAACAGGUGGAGGCAUCAUUGGGCAAAACAACAGACCAAUUUGGUCUUGUUAUGUGGUAUUCUACAUAUUCUUCCAGUGUUUCUUCUGUCUCAGACUUUUAUCACUCUUUUUGCAUGACUUUUGUGCUAUUUUUGCCAAGUCCUUGCUCUUCCUAGUCAGUCACUGAAAGACUUUGCUGCCCUUUGCUCUCUCUUUACCAUGUUUGUUCCUUCUUCAGUUUGUCUUUACCACAUUAUAGUUACCUCUCAUUACUCCUUGUUCAGACUCUUCACCAAUUUCUAUGUAUUUUCCAGCAGGUGAAUUUCUACAUUUCAUCUUAUGUUGUAUCUUAAACAUCACUUACCAAAUGACACAUUGACACAUCUUGAUGUUAAUUCUAUAUCUUCGCCAUUUAUAAAGUUUAGUCUCCUUUGGCCACCACAUACACAAAUACCCCUCCACUUUCACACUAUGGCCCUUUUCAAAUGUUUUCCAAUCCAAGCAAGAAAAGUCAAGAAGGUCUUUUAUCUUUUAUAUAUUCAGUCAGUCUGAGGUGAGAGGAUCAGUGUGGAUGGCCUCAAGCUGGCUAAUCUAGCACCCAAUCUCUGCAACAGCUAGAAAUCAUAGGGCAUCAGCAGAUUUGUGUGGCAGACACCUCCUUGGAAGUAACUGUGGAAGGAUUUUGUUGUGUGUGAAUGGACCUAGCUGGAAUAAGGCCCUGAGGCGUUCUAUUUAAAAAAAAAAAA
Molecule: messenger RNA, 4016 nt
Organism: Monopterus albus (swamp eel)
Lineage: Eukaryota; Metazoa; Chordata; Actinopteri; Synbranchiformes; Synbranchidae
Gene: sgcz
Product: sarcoglycan zeta
Exons: 9
Coding region: 867-1793 (308 amino acids)
Biological process (GO): cardiac muscle tissue development; heart contraction
Cellular component (GO): sarcolemma; sarcoglycan complex
Source: RefSeq, a predicted model, not a curated record